This is a messenger RNA of Angiostrongylus costaricensis, 765 nucleotides long. The record is from the annotation of a GenBank genome assembly. Lineage: Eukaryota; Metazoa; Nematoda; Chromadorea; Rhabditida; Metastrongylidae.
UUGUGCAUAGACUGUCAUACAACCCCGUGCGGACUAGCCGGCGUCUUAAAAUGGUCGGUGAUAUUUCAGCCACUGCCAUUGAUUGCUGUGUACAGGAUCUUUUUAAGAAAUAUUUUACAGCUGCAGAAAAAACACAAAAAGUGCUAUCUCUCUUUGUUAGGACAGUGCGGCUCCUGUUGGGCAUUUGCGGCUGUGGCCUCUGUGGAGUCCGCCCAUGCGAUAGCUAAGGGCCCACUGGUGCGCCUCAGCGAACAAGAGUUGAUCGACUGUGAUACACAAAACUAUGGCUGUAAUGGUGGAUACAGACCGUAUGCGAUGAGUUUUGUGAGGAAAAACGGCUUAGUGAAAGAGGACGAAUAUCCUUACCGUGGGGCCGAUCACAACGAAUGUGCACUAGACGUGAACUCAACGGGUCGAGUAUUCAUUCACGACUAUCGCACUCUGUCACCUAAUGAAGAGAUUAUCGCUGACUGGAUUGCCACUAAGGGACCAGUUACAUUUGGCAUGAAUGUCACAAAACCUUUGUACAGCUAUCGCAACGGUAUAUUUUCACCAUCGAAAGAAGACUGUGAGAAGAACUCACUUGGCUCUCAUGCUCUGAUUUUCGUUGGCUACGGUACUGACAGUGGCGGUGAGAGGUACUGGUUGGUGAAGAACUCAUGGGGAUCGCGCUGGGGUCAGAACGGAUACUUCAAAUUGGCUCGUGGUCAAAACGCUUGCGGUGCUGCAAACAGUGUUGUCACGCCGAUCAUUGAACAGAACUAG